CAAAGCCACAGACGCUCGCAAAAUCCUCCCUCGCCUGCAGCACACAAACACACACACAGCUGGCUGUGAACUCUCCAUCUUUUUGACAACAUCUGCAGGCCAUUCUGCAGGGAAGCCAGCCGUAUCCGCCUCAGGGAACAGUAGAACAGAGAACAACAUGUGACAAUCCGUGCUCCACUGUCGGCAGUAUGCUUCGCCUCCACUGGAUAUUAGCUCUCUGCUUCUGGUACUUUCUAUUACUUCACAGGUGGGCUCUGGCAGAUGAAGAGGCCGGCUGGGGGCCGACAACAGCAAACAAGAAUCCACCUGAGAAGAAGCCUAGCAAUAAUUGGUGGACCCCGUCCUUGCCAAAGUUUCCAUCCCUCCCCUCGCUUUCAUUCCGCAUCCCUUUCUAUGGAAGUUCAGAUGACAAAGAUGAAGCAGCUGCCUCAAUCACAGCUUCCAAAGGGCUGACAGAAGUAGCUAAUCACUUGCAAGACAAUACAGGAUCAGGAGAAGGGAUUGAUUCGGAAGAAUCUCAGUCGCCCACCGCAUUGACUCAGGGGCUCCUCACGAGCGUGACAGAGAUAAGAACUGAAGCGCUUCCCACUGGGACACCAGAUACCCCACACAGCAGCAUAGUUCAGAGUGACAAUGAUGCUUUUGUUUCUCCCACAAUCAGCUUUAUCAGAAAUACUCUGUUCGCCAACAGUCUCACCAGCAGCAACGCUCUGGAACAAAAUACAGCAGAUGCCCACCCACCACGGGAAACCACAACAGUAACAAAACCCAGCAUGGGUGUGACUACACAACACCUCACAGAUGAACAAAGUGUUUAUCGAAACGCAGAAGAUUUAUCAGUGAGGGUUUACUCAACAAUACCACCAGAAACUACAGUACCCACUGCUUUGACGUGGGCUUCAGCCCAAACAACAACACUAAACCCAGGACAGGUGGCACCGACCAGCACGCAUGUUCUGAAGCCUGUUACUCAGCCUACAUUUAUUAGAGGACAAAGAAAUUCAACUGGUAAUGUAGAGGAUAAGUCACUAGUGGGCACGAUGUCAGAAAUCCCACACACUCAAAGCCAUGCUGGUCAGGGCUUUUCUGGAACCACGACUCUGAAUCCUGAAAACCAGUCAGAGGUGUGGUCCUCUACCCUCAGGAUCGAUCAUGAACAGAUUCAAGAAUUCAUAGCAAGCACAACUCAGAGCCAAAGGUCCAACUCCCCAACUGCAGGAGAGCUGCCAGGCAAAGAGGUUAAACAGGAAGAUGAAGGUGCGCUUAGUUCCGCUGCAGAUGAAGAUGCUGACACAAGGCUGACUGCUGUUUCCACACCACCCGCUAAGCGGCUAACCACCACGACACAGAGCACAGACAUUCUCCCUGAAUCUCCAUCUAUUCUGCUGUACACUGAAGACUGGAUGUCCAACCUGCCGAACAGCGAGGGCACCCUACUUCCAGACUGUAAUAAAGAACGCUCUGGAAUCUGCAAUUUUUCCUACACCUGGGAUGCCAAACCUUCCUCAGGCAUCAAGCCUACGCUAAACAGCACUGCCACAAACCAGUCAAACAGCCCCUUCUUAAACCCAGCCCCACCCAUGUUGGUGCCCUUGUACACUGACUGGAACAGUGCCAUGGCAGACUGGGGCCUGGCUUGGGAGGCACACAUAUAUGGUGUCGGCUGUGCCUUUGCCAUGCUAACUUUAGUCUCAGCACUCAAUCUGCUUUGCUUGCCUCUGCGUUGCCCAUCAGGAUGUGGCUACUUUGCUCUAGUCAGCUUGUUCCUUCUUGCCGCUGGUUGCACAAGGUCUUUUUCUCUACUAUAUGAUGCCUAUGGCCACCAGGACCGCAUACCCUCCACAGAGGCCUCACUGAUGCUCUACGAAGCACCUUUCCCUUGCAUCACUGCAGCUUUCGGUUUGGUUUUUCUUCUCCUCUCAAUGCGCUCAAGAAUGCAGCUCUCGUAUUCAGCCUUUCAGAGACCCUGUUUCCUGGCCUGCCUUGUUGUGUUGCACUUCACUGCUGCAUUCGGACCUGUGACUUUCCUGAAGUUCUACCAGCAAAAACCUUCUUUGUGCCUCCUUUUGUCACUCAUCUCCCGUGGAGCCUUCGUGGCACUGGCAACGUUUCUAUCCGCAGCCUAUUUUGUCUUUUAUAUCUAUGUUCGUGCAGACUCAAAGCACAUCUAUCACUUGAAUAACACAUCGCCAACACCUGCCGAGCGCUACAACCGCUGUCCGUUUGCCGAGAGCCGUGACUGGAACCGUGCAGCUGUAACCGUCUGCCUUUCUGCGUUGUUUUCUUUAGCAUGUGCAGGACUACAGCUAUAUGCAGUGCUUAAUGCUAUGGGUGUAGCAGGUGGAGAGGUGGUCUUCCAUCCUUGGCCCUGGUGGGCUUUUCAGUUUAGCUGCAGAUUGUGUGAGCUCGGAGUUUGUCUAACCUUAGCUUUGGUGGUUGCACAACCAGUAUUUUGUUCUGAUCAGCUUCCAGCUGCUGGAAGUUGUUGGACUGAACUCUUGGCAUCCAAGUCACCCAUCCUGCCCGGGACUUAUCAUUGGACACUUAGCCAACAAGAAAAACUUGCCAUUGUCGACACUGUUGGGCUCGGAGAAACAGAAAGCCUUCCACUGUACACGCUGAUGGAUGAAAGACUUGGGAGUAGUUUGAACGGCCUGGACCUCCUGUACCACAGCAACCGCGCCUUAGUAUACCGAGACCUCGACCUGGAUUUGGGAACUCGGGGUUUAGAAAAGCCUGAGGAUGGCAGAGGCAGAGAGCCAUCAGGAGGAUCCUCAUUUACCAGUGACUCCACAACAGACCUGCGGCCACCUUCUCCAAUCAACCUACGCCGUAGCAUAGAUGAAGCGCUCUUCAGCGAGGCCUUGUUCCCCAUGAGCCUAUUUAGCCCUACUAGGCCAUUCUUCUGCAGUGACACGCCUGUAAACAACCACUGGACGCUUCCAAGCAAAGGCCUCUGCGAUCCUCUCUCAGCUGAUCCUGGAUUUUAUCGAACCUCCUCUUGCCAGGAGAUGGCCUCUCAACCCCACAGUGCUCAGCCUAAAUGUGUCGAAGGUGCUCAAGCAUCUUCUUCCAUGUGCUCAUCCUCUAGUUGUUCAUCACCUGAACGUUGGAGAGGUAGCUCAUCCUCAUGCUCCCUCUACCGAACUUCCCUUGGAAGUUCUUCUCUUGUCCUAUGCCCAAGCCCAGAAAGACACUCGGGGCAACUUCAAGGGAACACAGGGCAUCACGUGGCGUCCUCUAACUUGCAGAGGCACUACCAAACUCUGGGAGCUGCCUCCCAGGAGAGCUUAGACCUGUCUGCUGAGGCAGAUCGCUCUGUGCAGGAGGAAUUUAUCAGUGUUUGCAGACAAAUGGAUUCUUCAAGCAUCUGCAGUGAGACUAUAGACUUAUGAAGAAACUUUUCUCAAAGAGGACCUAAAAUGAGCGUAUGUGUUGUGCAGCAAGUUGGCUGGAUUUUCCCAGUGGUUGAUAGUGCAUGUCAGCUUCAUAUACACUGUAAAAAGACUACAGCUGCCAAAAAGUUUUGGGAAGUUUAUUCAUUUCUUUAGUGAAUGUUCCUGAGAGUCCAAGUGCCAAGAACUGUCAAAAGCCAAGAGACCAUUUGUAAAUUUCAUGUCUGAUAAAAGCUAAUGAAGUU
Nematolebias whitei (Rio pearlfish) is the source of this 3640-nucleotide messenger RNA. RefSeq names its product proline rich transmembrane protein 4b (gene prrt4b). The record is from RefSeq and is a predicted model, not a curated record. The transcript has 4 exons. Bases 189 to 3395 code for a protein of 1068 amino acids. Lineage: Eukaryota; Metazoa; Chordata; Actinopteri; Cyprinodontiformes; Rivulidae.